GUUUGGUUCAAGAAUAGACGUGCCAAAUGGAGGAAGCGAGAAAGAAACAUGGAAACUUUCAAGACUGGAUUUGGUCCACAGUUUAAUGGGCUUAUGCAGCCUCCUUUCGAUGAUGGGCUUUACACUGGAUAUCCUUAUCAGAACUGGGCCACAAAAGUCCCUUCGCCUUUGAGCUCCAAGACCUUCCCUUGGGGCAUCAACAUGAACAGCCCAGUGAAUCCCCACCUUUCGUCCGUGGUCUCCACUCAGUCUCUAGGUGGGUUCUCAUCGUCACCGGGUCCGAUCAGCAGCAUCAACUCCAGCAUGAUGGGAUCUGGAGGUGUUCCAGGAUCUAUGAACUCUCCCGGAGCCGCCUGCCCAUAUGGACCUCCAGCCCCGCCCUAUAUUUACAACCGCGACCAGUGUUCUAACAGCAUUGCAGCGCUUCGGCUCAAAGCUAAGGCUCACUCGUCACCAUUUUACCCCUCGAUGCCGCCUCGACAGCCAACACUCUCCGCUUGCCAAUACGCCACUGUGGGCAACAGUGCUGCCGUCUGA
This is a messenger RNA of Candidula unifasciata, 537 nucleotides long. The record is from the annotation of a GenBank genome assembly. NCBI's taxonomy places the organism in Eukaryota, Metazoa, Mollusca, Gastropoda, Stylommatophora, Geomitridae.